Rodentolepis nana is the source of this 750-nucleotide messenger RNA. Lineage: Eukaryota; Metazoa; Platyhelminthes; Cestoda; Cyclophyllidea; Hymenolepididae. The record is from the annotation of a GenBank genome assembly.
AUGCUGCUUGGGAAUUUUUAUAUACGUCGUCGCCAGCGUUUGGUCUUCACCCUCGGUUACCUUUCAUUGUUUUCGUUGAUAGUCUUUUUUUCCUCUCGACUCGUGAACUACAUUGGUAUUUUUGACCGGAAAAGUCUCCUCGUCAUUGACCUCAAUCGUGAUACAAUACCUAGUCGCUGGAAAUAUGGCUCAGCGGAAAAUUUCACGAAUCCACCGCCUUCAAAUGACUAUUUACCAAUUGCUUUCUACAAUGAUACGGAUAUUCUAUGGUCCUAUUCUAAGGCUGAAACUAUUAAAAAUCAUACUCAGCUAUGGAACCACAUUCGGGAAGUCAAUGAGGCUCAUGUGAUCUAUAAUAGAGAUCGAUAUGGGGAUGAACCUCUAUUAUUUAUCAUCAUAAUCCAAGUAAGCAUUUUGCUUGAUGCUUACUUGUCUGGAUCUAAUUCUAGAAUAUUAUGCAGUCACUUACCAGUUCACUGUGUCUCAAAGAAAACCUAUCAUGUUCACAAUCGUUCCACUCAUCUUAUGUACUUAAUUGAGUCGCUGCGGAAAGUUCGUUAUAUCGAGAAGGCUCUAGUGGUGUUCAGCCACGAUUUCUUCUCUCCGGAGACAAAUCGUAUGAUUGAUGCCAUGCGAUUUGUACGCUUUACCCAGAUCUUCUUCCCCUACAGUGUACAGCUCUUUCCCGAUUCCUACCCAGGUUCUCAAAUCAAGGAUUGCCAUAACAAAGGGUAUUAUUUGUUAAUUUGA